Messenger RNA from Laccaria bicolor S238N-H82, 2775 nucleotides. RefSeq lists its product as uncharacterized. NCBI's taxonomy places the organism in Eukaryota, Fungi, Basidiomycota, Agaricomycetes, Agaricales, Hydnangiaceae. The transcript is spliced from 10 exons. Gene Ontology annotation, biological process: DNA-templated transcription; regulation of DNA-templated transcription. The coding region runs from base 1 to 2775 and encodes 924 amino acids. The record is from RefSeq and is a predicted model, not a curated record. Gene Ontology annotation, molecular function: DNA-binding transcription factor activity, RNA polymerase II-specific; DNA binding; zinc ion binding.
AUGAUGCCGACACCUCCGUCUAAAUCGAAAGGUUCUUUUCAAGUGAACCUUGAGGGCGACGACGAAGGAAGUUCCACCAAUGUGCGGGGUCCCUACUCUGCGCAAGCAUGUAACAUUUGUCGUCGAAAGAAGACAAAGUGUGACAAUCAGAGACCCGUAUGUGGUCAUUGUUUUAAGUCAGGUCGGGAAGCAGAGUGUUCAUGGGCAAGAGAACCUAUAGUCCGCAAAGCUCGAACCGAGGCUCUCUUCGAAUCCAUGCAGAAGAACAUCGAGGCGCUCCGGGAAUACGCUAAUCACCUCGAAAAGCUGCUUGACAAAUGCUGUCGAGAGCAUGGGGGUGACAUAGACACAUCAUACCUUCGCCUUCGGCCCACAGACGCAAUGUGGGAUAUGGCAGACCAUAUCCCAGAACGAAUUGAAGAGACUGGUGCCGGGUCUGACUCGGAAAAUGAAUCUCCAGUCAGAGAAUUGUGCAUACCCACCCGGAACCUCAACCUCGAAGAAGGAGGGUUUCUUCUUGCGCAUGGCAAUACCGCAGUCUUCCGUUUUGUGCAAGUUCCUCUCCCAGUCGAGGGGCCUUCUCGUUUCCCAGCCAUCGCGGAGAACCCUGACGCGACUUACAUACUGCUGGCAGACGGUGUGGAUGACAGCCACUAUAAUCCGAACUUUGAUUGGUCGAGACACCUCCCGUCCAACGUCCUCCUGGACAGGAGGUCCCAUGACAAAGCCCUUGACCUUCUCUUCAAGUUCUUCACGUCCUGGUGUCUCCGCAUCGUCCCGGCCCUCUUCCUUCGAGACAUGUACCGAGCACUCGCCGUUCCGCGCUCCCACACCCCGCCCAAAACUCCACAUUACUCCCCCAUGCUGCAUAAUGCUCUCGUGGCCCUGGGAACGGCGUUUCUCGAUGACCCAAACAUCCGGGACCUCAAGUCCCGUCGGUGUUUCGCUGAUACUGCGAAAUGCUAUCUAGAGGUUGAAUGCCAAAAACCUCAGUUGAGUGUAGUGCAUGCGUUAGACUUCCUGGCUGCCUUCCAUGCUUCUCAAGGGGAUCAGACCCUUGGGUUUCUUUACUUUGGCAUGAGUGCCCGGAUGGGUCAAGCCCUGGGUCUAGGUGUCGAUUGCUCGGAUUGGGUCAAACUCGGUCUCAUCGACGAGACUGAGAGGCUUGACCGAAAUUGGGCGCACUGGACCACAUUCUCGCAGGACGUGUGUUGGUCCUUGUAUGUGGGACGUGACUUCUGCGUCACAUCCCCAUUGAAUUCAUCGGUCCCUGUCCCUUUCGUGGACACGGAUUUGGAUGAGAUGCCGUGGUCUCAUCCACCGGCUGGCAUCCCUCCUCAAGCUAAUAAUAUUUCGAAAACCUUCGCGGUGACUUGCGAGUUGUUGAUGAUCGCACGCCGCAUUAUGGAUGUUGUAUUCCGAUUGCAAACGUGGACUUGCCUGCUGUUGACGGUUUUCUUUAUAAGCAUCAAACUCAACACUUGGAAAAGCUCGCUCUCUCCAGAAGUUGACAUCAGCAUCGCUUCCCGGUCAACGGCGACGCCUCACCGGCUAAUGCUCCACCUAACAUAUUGGUGGCUAUUCAUCCUUCUCCAUCGUCCCUUCUUCCACCGCAGAGCCAAGCUUAUUCGCUCCACUGACAAGGAGAUUGACCACGUCAAGCUCUGCAAGCGCGCCGCAAAAAACAUCAUGGAGUUACUCGCGACUUGGCGUUCUCUCUACACAUUGCGAUACACGCCAAUCACUCUGGCACAGGCAGUAUUCUCAGCUGGAACGGUGUACCUCUUAUGGGGCGUUCAAGCAACUUCCGGAACCCGCUUAGCGCGCAACGAGCUCGAGACUGCUCUGGACCAGCAAAAGCUCUGCCACCAGUACCUCGUCGAGAUUGGGAAAUCGUGGCAGUGCGCUACGAACAUCGCGGGCAUCCUCAAGAACCUGAUGCAAGAACAGCUAAAGCCCGUGCUGGAGCGCAGGCAGUUGGUUCCCAGAGUGGUGGAAGAUGAGGGGAUCAUCCUACCAGCUAUUCAGAGGUCGUCUUCUGCCUCUUCUCGUAAGCGCACGACUGCGACCUCGCACCGAAAAGGGAAACAAAGGGGGAGGGGACAAGCGCUGGACACUGUUCUCCCACCUCUAGAUGCUCCAUUCAAUAUCUCCGAUUUUCAUCAUCCACACAACUCAUUCCCAGCUCCCCAAAUGAAAGCUUCUACUUCUUCAUCUUCCACCUCAUCAUUCUCCUCUCACCCGAUCCAAAUACCAGUGCUCCCUUCUUCCACCUCUGCGUUUCUCCCUCCCUCCCCCAGCCAAGCUUCGACUUCUGCGUCCUCCUUCUCCGCACCUCCAUUCGGACAUCUGGAUGCAUGGCGCUACCGAAAUCCAGUGGGGGGUUCAGCAAGCUCAAUUUCACCACCCUCCCCAUCGCUCUUCAGCAUGGAGAUGCCCCAACAAGGAUAUAUCGACCACCACUUAACCCCAGCUCCGAUCGCUGUAGCAGGCCCCCAUCGCUCUGUGAGCAUGGUUAACAUGGGAGACGGACAGGGAUACAUCCACGAACAACGUGAUCCGGUCUCCUCAUUCGCAGCAGUGCCUUGGUUCCUAGCAAAUCAAGCCGAUUCUCCCUCUUCAUCACCACUAAGCCUUAAUUUGCGGGGUGCAUUGUGGCCUAGCGUUGAACCGAUGAAUAUCGGGGAAGAUCAGGAAUAUCGUUAUGAGGAUGAUGCGAUGACGGAUGAGGAUCGUGCGAACUUGAAUUAUUGGCUUCAGCAGCUGCAGGAGUAG